AUGUAUACGUCUAGGCUGUUUUUUAUUACUAUUAUUAAAUUAGUAGUAAUAGCUAUUGCUGGACAAGUUUGGCCACCGUAUGAAAUGUAUGAUACAUUUUAUAAUUCACAUCCAUAUCAAGGAUACGGUGGUGGAUGUAUGAAUGUCAUGAUGACCGAAGUGCCAUGUCAACAGCGCUUCAGACAAUGGAGCCUCUAUCCGAAUUAUCAAUUGGAAAAUUACAAUACAAGACCGUAUAUUGGAAUAAUGCCGCAUGUGUUUAUGCCAUAUGAUCGUAGUGAUAGAAUGUUACGUCAGAAUACCGGAAUUCCGGUAGAUUUCCUGAAUCAUGGCAUUUUGUUAAAUAAUGCUGAAGUAGCAACAAUGGAUGGCAACGGUCUAACACCAAAAUUAUUAGGAGCUAAUAUUCUGAAUGAUAAGAAUAGAUUUGUGCCUAAUGGAUGUUCCUAUGAUACAAAUGAUCAUAAAUGUAUCGACAGUUUAAAUCUUUGCAAGGGAAAAUGCAAAAAUUUUGGUAAUAAUUUAACUCAUGAUUGUCGAUGUGUACCGGAAGAUUUGUUAACUCUUUUAGGCUUAGCUUAA
Messenger RNA from Brugia pahangi, 582 nucleotides. The record is from the annotation of a GenBank genome assembly. Lineage: Eukaryota; Metazoa; Nematoda; Chromadorea; Rhabditida; Onchocercidae.